AUGAAUAGGAGAGGGAUCCCUGGAGAACCAGAUUCUUACAUUCUGCUCAUUAAGAGCUACCUGAGUAAAGGUGAACCAGCUGAUGCUAAAACUGCUUUGGAUAGUAUGAUUGAAGGCGGGCAUAUUCCGGAGUCAUCGCUGUUCAGGUCAGUGAUAGAGAGUCUAUUUGAAGAUGGGAGGGUUCAAACUGCAAGCCGAGUAAUGAAGAGUAUGGUAGAGAAGGGGGUGAUGGAGAACAUGGAUUUGGUUGCCAAGAUUUUGGAAGCCCUCUUUAUGAGAGGUCAUGUUGAGGAAGCACUGGGACGAAUUGAUCUCCUUAUGCAAAGUGGGUGUGCACUUCAGUUUGACAGCCUUCUAUCUGUUCUUGCUGAGAAAGGGAAAACAAUUGCCGCUCUCAAGCUGUUAGAUUUUGCCUUGAGAGAGAUUGCAGUGUAG
This is a messenger RNA of Prunus armeniaca (apricot), 435 nucleotides long. The record is from the annotation of a GenBank genome assembly. NCBI's taxonomy places the organism in Eukaryota, Viridiplantae, Streptophyta, Magnoliopsida, Rosales, Rosaceae.